Messenger RNA from Apis florea (little honeybee), 1563 nucleotides. It is a transcript of the gene Syx18, whose product is annotated as syntaxin 18. Gene Ontology annotation, biological process: retrograde vesicle-mediated transport, Golgi to endoplasmic reticulum. NCBI's taxonomy places the organism in Eukaryota, Metazoa, Arthropoda, Insecta, Hymenoptera, Apidae. The record is from RefSeq and is a predicted model, not a curated record. Gene Ontology annotation, cellular component: endoplasmic reticulum; SNARE complex.
UAAGUUUCAUUUUAAACUGUGGCUUUUUAAUUUAUUGAAUGCAAUAAGUUACUAAGUAAGCAUGAAAUAAGGUGCCUUCUUUUUUUACUAAAAAUUGUUAAUUUUAACGGCAAAUAAAAAUGGAUGUCAGUACAUUAUUUAAAGCAAGUGUAAAAACUAUUAGUCUUCGUAAUAAAGCUUUAGGAAUUAUUGAUAAUACACAAAACAUAAAAAAGGCAAAAAAUAAAAGUGCCUUUUUUAUAAAAGUUCAAGGUGUUGUUGCACAAAUUUCAAAAUUACGCGAAUUUUUGUUAGAAAAUCGAAAAGCAUAUUUAAAUUUUUCUAACUACAUGUCAAAUAUACCAAGUAUGACAGAUGCUGAUCGUGAUAAAAUUGACAUUGGUGCACAAAAAAUAAUGACUACUUGUUCCCAGUUAAUCAAGGAAUUAAAGAGAGAAAUAGCAAAUUCUGAAGUUUCUCCACAAAAUUUGGAACAUAGAGAAAUCAUGUUAUUGUUAAUUGAAGAUUAUCUGAAGAAUGUUUGCAAAAUUUAUUCAGAACAAAAAGCAAUACGAGUAAAAAGAGCAAUGGAAAUAAGAAAAAUUGCUAAAUUGGAAUUGGAGAAAAAACCAAUUAAAGAGUUAGAGCAUAAAAUAAAAUCCAAUUCAAAUAUAAAUGAAAAAACUGAAGACAAAGAAAAUAAAAUUAAUUCUGAUGACUCAAGCCCUAUGAAAAUACAAGAAAUAAAUGGGGAUGUAAAUACAUUAAUAUAUGAAGAAGAAAUAUCACCUGAAGAUAUACAAGUAUUUGAAGCAGAAAAUGAACAAUUAUAUAAUGAACUUAAUACAUUAACAGAAGAAGUGAGACAUAUAGAAAGUAAAGUUGUUCACAUAGCUGAACUUCAAGAGAUAUUCACAGAAAAAGUAUUAGAUCAAGAUAAAGAUUUAGAUCGUUUAAUGACAACAGUUGUUGGAUCAACAGAAAAUAUGAAAGAAGCUAAUGAGCAAAUUAGACAAGCAAUUCAGAGAAAUGCAGGACUCAGAGUGUGGAUUCUUUUUUUUCUUUUAGUUAUGUCUUUUUCUCUAUUGUUUCUCGAUUGGUAUAAUCCAUAAAAUAAAGAGGUAUAUUAUUUUAUUAUAUUUUCUUUGUACAAACAUCUGAAGAAUGUUGUAUUAUAUGUAAAAUAUUGAUAUAACACUUGUACACUCUGUUAUUCUGUAAAUGACAAUGAACAAAACAUUUGCCAAAAUAUGUCAUUGUAUUUUAUCCCCAAACAUUUUACAUAACAGCUACAUCUUAUAUAAUAAAAUUUAUAGUAUAUGUAUAUAUUCAUUUAUAUAUACAUAUUUGCACAUGUGCAAUAGCCAUGUACAAUUUUUGUUGUCUUGUUAAUAUUUGGUUUAACAGAAAAUCAUUCUGUAAAUUAAUGAAACUGUCAUAAAUGUCUAUAAGAUACAUUCUCUUGUAUCUUUCAUUACUUAAAAAUUAUUAAUGCUAUCUUAAUAUGAAGUAUUUAGAGGCAACUCGCUUGAUAUUUCUUCUUUUUUUGAACUUAUAUCUAUCAUGAAUAAAUGAUUAAAGUUU